UUCGUGAAUAUAUUAUUCUUAUUCCCUGUUCCACGUCUUACGUGUUACAUAUAUUCUACGUGCUCAAUUACGAAAAUGCAGAUUGCAUUUUUAUUAAUUUUGGCAUUUUUUGCUGCUGUUGCUGCAGUGGAUUACUAUCCAAAUACAAAAUUACGCGGCAUGUCAGGCUUUGCACAGAAAGGGCGCACUACUGGUGGCUCGACAGGACCAGUAAUUUACGUCAAUAAUCUGGAGGACUUGAAGCAACAUAUCAGCAACCCAGCAUCACAAACUUUACUCAUAACAACGAAUAUUCAUUCACCUAAAAAAGUUCGACUUUUACUGGGGGCUAAUAAAUCUAUAAUUGGUUCUUGGAAAGCAAACAUUAUCAAUAACGUUUAUUUUGAAACAACACCCAGCAAAUCAAGCAACAUUAUAUUCCAAAAUCUGAUUUUCCUACACAAUGUGGAAAACAUUGACAAUAGUGACACUCAAUUAAUUUUAGAUCAUGGUGAGCGUUAUUGGAUAGACCAUUGUACAUUUGACGGAAAAAAUGUAAACGAGAAAGAUUUAGGAAAACUACUUAAAGUUUCAACUGUUAAUUUUGUGACAAUUAGCUAUUGUAAGUUUGUUAAUCAUUUUUAUGGUUUGAUACUUGGUUAUCCAUCAGAUGAUCCAGCUGAUAUAGCUAUGAACAAUAAUUAUCCUCGACUGACUAUCAUGUUCAACUAUUUUGAAAAUAUUAAUGCACGUGCGCCAGGUUUGAUGCGUUUUGGAAAGUUCCACGUUUACAACAACUAUAUCAACAAUUGCCGGUUAGGAUUUACUAUUGGAACUCAAUGUAAAAUUUUCUCAGAAAAUAACUAUUUUACCGAAGCUUCAAAAGAUGUACUUGAUGAUAAGGGUACUGGUUUCUUUAAGGAUGCCGGAAGUAUAAAUAUGCCGCUCAGACAAAAUUCAAAGGUCGAUAAGUGGCGUCCAUCUUCGGACUAUCACUACAGUGUAAAAACGCCAGAUUACAGUCGAGAUUUUUGUACACAAUUUUCGGGCGCUCAAAGCCAAAAAUUACACUUCGUUCCUGAUCACAAAAAAUGUUAUUAAGUACGAAUAAUGUUCAAUUUUUUUUUUGAAGAAGAAAAGGUUGGAAGGAAAACACAACUUCUU
Messenger RNA from Belonocnema kinseyi, 1143 nucleotides. RefSeq names its product pectin lyase-like. The record is from RefSeq and is a predicted model, not a curated record. The transcript is spliced from 2 exons. Gene Ontology annotation, molecular function: pectate lyase activity. Bases 76 to 1080 code for a protein of 334 amino acids. Lineage: Eukaryota; Metazoa; Arthropoda; Insecta; Hymenoptera; Cynipidae.